GAGAACGUCCGUUGCUAUCCUCAGAACUGCGUGCACAUUGACUGCAGGCAAGGAGCAAGGCUAUCAAUGUCGGCUUCACGGGAUGAGGGCGCUAAUCCCGAAGAGGGCUCUAUGAAAAGUCGCAGACCAUACGGUGUCGCAUGCACAACAUGUCGCCGGGCGAAGAUGAAAUGCAUAGCAUCUAAUCCAGAACUAGAUCGCUGCGAUCGUUGUGUCAGGCUACAAAGAGAUUGCGUAUAUGAGCCCCAUCGCCGUGGCCUCUGGCGUCGAGAGCGAUUGGACAAAGGGUUACGAGAUCACACCCAUGGUUCUGGUGGUGACAGUGACCAUCCAACUACUGGAUUGCCCGAGACGAGGGAGACUACAGGGCCUCCAGAACCUCUUGUCGUCCCAAGACGCAGUGAUAGGCACGUGUUUUCGGGAGGUUAUGCCGUUGCCCCAGGCGGCGAAACCUUGGCGCCUGAACUGCUUCGAUCCCAGCCAGGAACUAAUAGCACCCAAUUCAUGCCUCAAUCAUUCAUUACCAAGUCAGAAGAUACUCGAGGACUAUCUCUCGCCACAGUUCUCGAUCCUGACAAAGGCAUUUUGACUGCAGUCGCAAACAGCGAUAAACCCUUAGACACCGACAUAAGCAAAGGAACACCGUGGGGUAGCGAUGACCCUAUUAAUAUUGGACUCAUAAGUCGACCAUCAGGCCAGUAUCUUUUCGAAGGAUUCUUUAAACACUUCAACUGUCUUGUUGGGCUUCUAGAUCCUCAACUCUACACAUUCUCGUACACACGCGGGACAUCUAGCUUACUCUUUAGCAUAAUUCUGGCCAUAUCGGCCAGAGUCUUUCAACCAGAGUCAUACGAGCUGAUCCAGAAGCAUUCAGAAAUACUUCUGGGCCGAGCGUUGGUCGCAUGCGAUAUUGCUAUAGAGAACAUCUGGGCGAUUCUGUGGUUUGCCACGCGCAUGGCGGCUUCUGCUCAGUGGAACAAGUUCGAGGAGAGCAUGGCGCCUGGAAAUGAGCCAUUGGCUAUGGCCCAGACAGAGGCCCAGGUUCGGCAACGGCGAGAUAAGGAGCGCAUUUGGCUGGCAUUGGGCAAUCUGGAUCGGACAUCAAGCCUCUUCACGGAUCGGCCGCUUGCUACUCAAAUGAUCAAUAAAGAGAUAGGAGCUCGAAGUUGGUUUUUUUGGAAAUUCCAAAUCUCGAGCCCUUUCAACUGCCCCUUCUCUACUUCUUUCGAGAUUACACAAGGCUUUACUUCAACUCUGUUCUCUUGCAUCGACUUCUAGUCGCCCACGACUCCAACAACAUCUCUCGCGAUCGCGACGUUGCCAACACGAUCCAACUCUGCUUUUCGUGUGCACUAAGUGUGCUGCAACAGGUGACUGAGAUGGGCAAACUGGAUAUUUUAUAUUUUCUUUGGGAUACUGCACAUCUAAUGACGGCAUAUUCGGCGAUGAUGGCCCUCAAGCUGUUAAGUCAACCCGGCCAUCUACCUCCGGUCCUGGCGCGCGAAGCGUUUGAAGUACUUGCUGAAUUGAGCCACCUAUACUCAACAGCGGCUAGCUCGCUUCGUACCGCAGACUCGGAAUCUCGUCUAUCUAUGGGGGGCAAAGUUCCCCCGAGCAGCCCAGCCGGGGUCCAGGCACGCCUUCUUGGAGCGAUCUUGGCGCGUUUGAAAUCAGCAUUUCAAAUUGCUGAAAAUGAGACUAGCGGCGAGUCGUCGAGAAAUACCUUGGAUUCAGGUAUGCCAUCGAUGCAGAGCGAAGAGCAAUCCAUAAUUACU
Fusarium falciforme is the source of this 1775-nucleotide messenger RNA. RefSeq names its product Zn(2)-C6 fungal-type domain-containing protein. Gene Ontology annotation, biological process: regulation of DNA-templated transcription. Gene Ontology annotation, cellular component: nucleus. The transcript is spliced from 8 exons. The coding region runs from base 67 to 1278 and encodes 403 amino acids. The record is from RefSeq and is a predicted model, not a curated record. Gene Ontology annotation, molecular function: transcription cis-regulatory region binding; zinc ion binding; DNA-binding transcription factor activity, RNA polymerase II-specific. Lineage: Eukaryota; Fungi; Ascomycota; Sordariomycetes; Hypocreales; Nectriaceae.